AUGUCUGUUAUCGUCACUUAUGGGAAAAGGAGAAAUAAGAAUAUCUUAAGAACUCUGGGAUCGCGUCGCCAGAAUAACACAGUAAACCAUUCACCAUCCGAUCAGUUAAUUUCGGAACCAAGCAACAAAGAUCCUACCAAGCGUGCAUCACGAAAAACAGCAAUGCCCGAUCCACAAACUAUAGAAGAAAUGGCAAGCUGGCUGCUGGACGAUUCCACCCUGGGAAGCCAGGAGAAUGCCGAGGAGGACUAUUCACCCAACAAGCGCCGAGCCACUACACCAAGCAUCUCACUCUCUAAUAAUUGCCCAGCAAUUUCGCCUUUAGACCUUCCUUCUCCGAUUAAAACACCGCCCAAGCAAUGCGACAAGUACCCUCAGAGCACACGAGUAAGCAGAUUUUCUCCCAGGAAAAGCCCUGGAAGAGUUCCCAGACGGUCUGCCACAACUCGCAUUCGUAGAGAUAAGUCGCAAAGGCGGACAAGUGCAAACCUGCAACGACAUCUUGGUCCUACCAGAACACUAUCUCUUGACCCUUUCAAGUUUCAUCCUGCGAACAACUGCAAAGACUCAGCAUCUGUGCCACUCGCUGCUGUCGACAAGAACGUCAGAAACCCUGUCACAGAGAAACCCAACAUCCCCAACAUUCAUGAAGAGUGUGCUGGUGGUGAAGAAAUCAACGGGAAACUUGUCGCCAUGCUAGCAGCAACCGAUUCUCUCAAGCCAUCACCACAGCGUGCUAACUCAUCAAGUUCAAGGUUUACCCGUAUGAUGCCAACCAAAGUGCUUACCAAAGUAUCAAACGCUUGGGAUCGGUUUCACCCAAAGCCCCCGGCCCACGAAAAGAAGCUGAAGCCACCGUUUGGUGAUGGAGAAGGUGAAGAACUAGCCUGGCAAACAUUUGCUCCAUCGUGUCCUCCGAUUGAAGGCAUGUCCCCGAUUAGUGCCAUUGAGCUCCGUCUGAAUGAAGGAGACAACCUCAACAAACGCAAAGUUCAGCGAAUUGUAGGCGGGAGGGUAAACAGGAAGCCCUUGGCUGACGAUGGAAAGUCUCUGAGGAACGGAAAGCUCACUGAGGAUCCGUUCGCCGAGCGUGGUGGUUGGCGCAAGCCAACUACUUUUGAGACUCGGUUGAAGACGGGCGCAAGCGAUAGCGAAAGAGGAACCCUGCCUUUGCCGCGCAACCCGUUCGAAACCGAGAAGGGAUUUGACAACAACAUUGAAGAUAGGUUCUUGAACAGUACGCCAGUUGGAUCUUCGACACCUCGGAUUCGAGUUGAGCAAGCAUCUACCUCGAUCAGCGAGUCCAGCUCUACGACCAGCACCUUGAGCCUCUCACAGAAGCGACUCAGUGUGAACAUGAACGAUCCUCCACUAGAAUUCGACAAGGAGAUGCUGGGUUCAAGCAGUCGCUCCCAUAUGCUGGCAGAACCUGGCCAUGGGUCAUGGGUUGACUCAAUUACACAAGCCCGACAAGCUUGGGAGAGGGCGGCUGGCGAACUCAAUGCUUUUGAUUCUAACAGGAUGAAGAAGCACCCGUCUCCCAGCAAGGAAACCCUGGAAAAGCUGGAGAUAGAAUUCCGACAUUUCACUGAUGUUCAGGUUACGGCGACUGUCAAACAUGGUGCGGAUGAACUAUCAGCAAACUUCAUAGCACCCAGCCCAUCCUCAAUAACAUGUGAGAGAAAGAGGGUGAGUUUGGCUCGAUUGUCAGUCACACACAUAGACGAGCUUUCGGUGCCGCUUUACGAUGGUGUACAACACCGCCGGGGUUCAUCAACUUCGAUGAUUCAGUUGCUGCGAGGUCCCUGUACGAUACAGGAUCGUACCAAACUUCAUAAGGACAUACGCUUGGCCGUGCCUUAUCGACCAACGGGAGUUUCUCCUUCCGAUACGGACGAGCUACAUUGA
Messenger RNA from Fusarium sp. VM40, 1908 nucleotides. The record is from the annotation of a GenBank genome assembly. NCBI's taxonomy places the organism in Eukaryota, Fungi, Ascomycota, Sordariomycetes, Hypocreales, Nectriaceae.